Messenger RNA from Closterium sp. Naga37s-1, 1152 nucleotides. NCBI's taxonomy places the organism in Eukaryota, Viridiplantae, Streptophyta, Zygnematophyceae, Desmidiales, Closteriaceae. The record is from the annotation of a GenBank genome assembly.
AUGUUGGUCCGAUGGACCGGUUGGACCAUCUGGCCUGUUGGUCCGAUGGACCGGUUGGACCAUCUGGCCUGUUGGUCCGAUGGACCGGUUGGACCAACUGGCCUGUUGGUCCGAUGGACCGGUUGGACAAUCUGGCCUGUUGGUCCGAUGGACCGGUUGGACCAACUGGCCUGUUGGUCCGAUGGACCGGUUGGACCAUCUGGCCUUGUUGGUCCCGAUCGGACGGUUUGGACCAACUGGCCGGUGGGGUACGAUGGACGGUGGACCAGUGGCCUUGUUGUGGCCGAUGGGGGACCGGUUUGGACCAAUCUGGGCCUGUUUGGUCCGAAUGGACCGGUUGUGACCAAUCUGCCUGUUGGUCCGAAUGGACCGGUUGACCAAUCUUGCCUGUUGGUCCGAUGGACCGGUUUACCAUCUAGGGUCCUGUUGUCCGAUGGACCGGUUGGACCAAUCAUGGCCGGUUGGUCCGAUGGACCGGUUUGGGCCAUCCUGGCCUGUUGGUCCGAUGGACCGGUUGGACCAACUGGCCUGUUGGUCCGAUGGACCGGUUCUGGACCAACUUGGCCUGUUGGUCCGAUGGGACCGGUUGGACCAACUCGGCCUGUUGGGCUGGGAUGGACCGGUUGGAACAAUCUGGCCUGUUGGUCGAUGGACCGGGUGGACCAUCUGGCCUGUUGGUCCGAUGGACCGGUUGGACCACUGGCCUGUUUGUCCGAUGGACCGGUUGGACCAUCUGGCCUGUUGGUCCGAUGGACCGGUUGGACCAUCUGGCCUGUUGGUGCGAUGGACCGGUUGGACCAACUGGCCUGUUGGUCCGAUGGACCGGUUGGACCAUCUGGCCUGUUGGUCCGAUGGACCGUUUGGACCAACUGGCCUGUUGGUCCAAUGGACCGUUUGGACCAUCUUGCCUGUUGGUCCGGUGGACCGGUUGGACCAACUGGCCUGUUGGUCCGAUGGACCGGUUGGACCAACUGGCCUGUUGGUCCGAUGGACCGGUUGGUCCAACUAGCCUGUUGGUCCGAUGGACCGGUUGGACCAUCUGGCCUGUUGGUCCGAUGGACCGGUUGGACCAUCUGGCCUGUUGGUCCGAUGGACCGGUUGGACCAACUGGCCUGUUGGUCCGAUGGACCGGUUGGACCAACUGGCCUAUUG